Fusarium keratoplasticum is the source of this 600-nucleotide messenger RNA. RefSeq lists its product as uncharacterized. The record is from RefSeq and is a predicted model, not a curated record. NCBI's taxonomy places the organism in Eukaryota, Fungi, Ascomycota, Sordariomycetes, Hypocreales, Nectriaceae. The transcript is spliced from 3 exons. The coding region runs from base 1 to 600 and encodes 199 amino acids.
AUGGACUUCGCACCCUAUCAAUCCUCUCCGCCCGAGCACUCGCGCGUGACCUCUCCCGAACACGCCUCUCCCCGACCCUCCUACGACGCUAGACGAUCCUUCUCCCCGGUCGCUUCCCCUCCGCCCCUACAACACCCCCAGCCACAACGAGGAUGGGGAGGUUUUGAUGGACAGUCCGCUGGAUGGGCUGCCAUUAGCCCUGACAACAGGGCCUUUGGAGCUUCAAGUACCAUGCCCGGAGCAUAUCCCGCUGCAGAGGUCAGCGAGUUUGAUACAAGUUUGGGAAUGCGCCUCGACUAUGAAGCUUGCCUGGCAUAUGUCGCGUUCCCACCCCUUGGAGCAAUCAUACUCCUCAUACUAGAACGAAACAGCGACUAUGUGAGAUUUCAUGCUUGGCAAUCAGCGCUGCUCUUCACCGCCAUUAUGAUCUUCCAUCUUGUCUUCGCAUGGUCAACCUUCCUGAGUUGGCUGUUCUUCCUCUGUGAUAUUGCGUUAAUCGCCGUCCUUACACUAAGGGCGUAUAGAGAUGCCGAGAUACUGGAUAGAUUCGAAGUGCCCUUCUUUGGGGCCUUAGCAAGCCGAUUCCUUGAUGAUGAGUAG